CAUUGCAACCACAAUUGGCUGAAUUUAGGGCAACAGAUCGAGAUAUUCAAUAAUGAUGAAAAUCCAAGUACUUCUCUACCUCACCUUCGCCUUCCUUUUCUUUCCAGGCGCACAUUCGGCUACAAUUUCUUUCACAAACAAGUGCACCUUCAAGGUCUGGCCAGCAACUCUAACUUCUGAUAACAAACCUCAGUUAGCAUCGACCGGGUUCGAGUUAGCACCCCAAGCUAGCAAUUCCAUAGACACUCCGGUUCCAUGGAAUGGCCGCUUCUGGGGCCGUACCAACUGCUUCACGGACAAUUCAGGAAUGUUCACUUGUGACAAACCAGGGGAUUGCGCAUCCGGUCAGGUCUCAUGCAACGGAAAAGGAGGAAUUCCGCCAGCCACGUUGGUGGAAAUUAAUAUCCCAGCAGGUGGGGGUCAAGAUUUCUACGAUGUUAGUCUUGUUGACGGCUUCAACUUGCCCAUCUCCAUAACCCCUCAAGGCGGUCACGCUCCCGGGGACUGUCGGAGCUCUAGCUGCAGCGCCAACGUGAACGCUAUGUGUCCGAGUGAGCUACAAGUAACGGGGGCUGGCGGGAGCGUGGUUGGCUGCAUGAGCGCGUGCCUGAAGUUCAAUGAGCCCAAGUAUUGCUGCACUCCACCUAAUGAAAAGCCAGAGACAUGUCCUCCUACGGACUACUCUAUGAAGUUUAGUCAACAAUGCCCUGAGGCUUACAGCUACGCUUAUGAUGACAAGAAAGGCACGUUCACUUGCUCCGGGGGACCUAACUACGCUAUUACUUUCUGCCCAUAAGAGUCAUACACUAUAUAUCUAAUAUUAUGCUAGAAAGGAAAUAUCACGACAGAGAUAUCCUUUCCUUAUAUGUUAAAAUAAAGGAAUAAUCGAUCUUUUUGAA
Molecule: messenger RNA, 899 nt
Organism: Rosa chinensis
Lineage: Eukaryota; Viridiplantae; Streptophyta; Magnoliopsida; Rosales; Rosaceae
Product: glucan endo-1,3-beta-glucosidase
Exons: 2
Coding region: 53-796 (247 amino acids)
Biological process (GO): defense response
Cellular component (GO): extracellular region
Source: RefSeq, a predicted model, not a curated record